AUGCCUUCACCUCUCGUUCGGUUCCUGGCACCCGGGCUUGUUAUUGUUCCCGGACCCCGGCACCAGGGCCCACCAUUGCCCCGGCUCCCAGCGGCUGGCCUUCACCACUCGUCUGGUUCCUGGCGCCUAGGCCCGUUAUCGUUCCUGGACCCCGGCUCUCGGGCCCCUCCUGACAGAGUGCCUUCACUUCUCGUCCGGUUCCCGGCGCCCGAGCCUGUUAUCGUUCCCGGACCCCGACUCCCGGGCUCCGCCCUCCUCCCGGCACCCAAGCCCACCAUUGCCCUGUUAUCGUUCCUGGAUCCAUUGCAUGUACUUCUAUCUGCACAUGUUUCAUGCCUCUACUCAAUUAGUUUGCAUAUGACAAAAGUGUUCCCCUUAGGCAGAAACAUGGUUGACAUGUGUACAACCACGUGGCGAGCGCAGAUAGACCUAGAAGAGAUAUGUCCAGUGCCGUGUACUUCCUUCAUCUCCGGUGCUGACACAUGUCCUCCAGUUGUCCCCCCAGGUAGUUACUAUAUAACUAGCUCAUGCUCUCCAGUGAAAGUUAGGGAAAGAGACCGGGGGAAGUACCCUGAGAGCGCCCAUUGCAAUCAGUGA
This is a messenger RNA of Linum trigynum, 597 nucleotides long. The record is from the annotation of a GenBank genome assembly. Lineage: Eukaryota; Viridiplantae; Streptophyta; Magnoliopsida; Malpighiales; Linaceae.